This is a messenger RNA of Sarcophilus harrisii (Tasmanian devil), 6925 nucleotides long. RefSeq names its product CUGBP Elav-like family member 6 (gene CELF6). The record is from RefSeq and is a predicted model, not a curated record. Gene Ontology annotation, molecular function: mRNA binding. The coding region runs from base 178 to 1602 and encodes 474 amino acids. Gene Ontology annotation, cellular component: ribonucleoprotein complex; nucleus; cytoplasm. Gene Ontology annotation, biological process: regulation of alternative mRNA splicing, via spliceosome; mRNA splice site recognition. The transcript is spliced from 12 exons. Lineage: Eukaryota; Metazoa; Chordata; Mammalia; Dasyuromorphia; Dasyuridae.
GGGGGAGAGGAGGAAAGGAGACAGAGAGAGAGAAAGCGAACACAGCGGGACCCGCCCCCCUUUUCCUCUGGCCCCCCCGCCCCCCGCAGCGAGGGCAGCAGGACCCGGUGGGCGGGCGUGUGGCCCCCGGGCAGCUGGGGGGGUGGGGGGCGGGGUCGGGGAGGGGGGAGGGGGGACAUGGCCGCGGUGCCCAACGGAGUAUCGGCGCCGCCAGCCGGCCCCGGCCCCGGCUUCAGCACCACGGACAGCGGCGGCGGCGGCGGCGGCGGGGGCUCGGGCAGGAUGACCGGGCUCAGCCCUGGGCACGGCCCCGGCCCCGUGAUCCCCAUGAAGGACCACGACGCCAUCAAGCUGUUUGUGGGGCAGAUUCCCCGGAACCUGGACGAGAAGGAUCUCAAGCCCCUGUUUGAGGAGUUCGGCAAAAUCUACGAGCUGACGGUGCUGAAGGACAGGUUCACGGGUGUGCACAAAGGCUGUGCCUUCCUCACAUAUUGCGCCCGGGACUCAGCCCUCAAAGCCCAAAGUGCACUGCAUGAGCAAAAGACCCUGCCAGGGAUGAACCGCCCUAUCCAGGUGAAGCCUGCUGACAGUGAAGGCCGAGGAGAAGACAGGAAGCUCUUCGUGGGGAUGCUGGGGAAGCAGCAGAGCGAGGAGGAUGUCCGGCGGCUGUUUGAGCCUUUUGGCCAGAUUGAGGAGUGUACCAUCCUCCGGGGCCCUGAUGGAACUAGCAAAGGCUGUGCUUUUGUGAAAUUCGGGAGCCACGCAGAAGCCCAGGCUGCCAUCAACAGCCUGCAUGGCAGCCAGACUAUGCCGGGAGCCUCCUCCAGCCUCGUGGUGAAGUUUGCGGACACGGACAAGGAGAGGACACUCAGGAGGAUGCACCAGAUGGCCGGGCAGCUGGGCAUCUUUCACCCAAUGACUGUGCAGUUCGGAGCCUGCGGAGUGUACACGCAAGCGAUAAUGCAGCAGCAGGCAGCUCUGAUGGCAGCCCAAGGAACGUGCCUCAACCCCAUGGCGGCCAUCGCCGCCGCCCAGAUGCAGCAGAUGGCCGCCUUCAACGUCAGCGGGCUCAUCGCCACCCCCGUGACGCCCUCAUCAGGUACGAGCACGCCGCCAGGCCUCGGCACCGGCACUGUCCCCAGCAUGGCCGCUCCCAUGGGGGUGAAUGGAUUCAGUCCCCUCACCCCCCAGACCAAUGGGCAGCCAACCUCGGACACCCUCUACACCAGCGGUCUCCACCCCUACCCAGCAGCGUACCCAGCCGCCUAUGCCCCUGUGAACACAGCCUUCCCCCCCCAGCCCCCGAUCCUGCCUCAGCAGCAGAGAGAAGGUCCUGAAGGCUGUAACCUCUUCAUCUAUCACCUGCCCCAAGAGUUCGGGGACGCCGAGCUCAUGCAGAUGUUCCUGCCUUUCGGCACUGUCAUCUCUGCCAAAGUCUUUGUAGACCGUGCCACGAACCAGAGCAAAUGCUUUGGGUUCGUUAGCUUCGACAAUCCAGCCAGUGCGCAGACGGCCAUCCAGGCCAUGAAUGGCUUUCAGAUUGGCAUGAAGCGGCUCAAGGUUCAGCUGAAGCGGCCAAAGGAUGCCAACCGGCCCUACUGACCCAGCCGUGACUGACUACAGACAGGCUGGAAGCCCUGCCCUGUACGAAGAGUGUCCCCCUUUUCCCACGUACAGUAUCCAAACUUGUAACUCUCUUUCUUUGCAACAUAUCACGCUGGAGGAAGAGGAGGAAGCUCCUGUCCUGGCUGCACUCAAGAGAGAGAGAGAGAGAGAGGAGAGCAAUUGAGAGAGAGAGAGAGAGUGUGUGUCGGCCUAAUUGUGUGGUAGGGCCUUUUUUUAACUAUGAAUUGAUUUUUGCUUUCUUUCUUACAAACAAAACAACCAACAACAAAAACAUGAAGACCAAGAGGCAACAGAACUGAACCCAUGGAACCAAGCAAGCCUUCAUGGAGGCCAGUGACCCAAGAGUCCUUGGGCUUCCUUGAGCCAGCCAGAGCUGUUGGGAAGAGACAGCUUGGAGCACUUGCUGCCCAGUAGUGCUGGAGGAGGUUUUGCCAGGACCGAUGGAGCAGGUAUCCUCCUGCCCAGUCUUGCAGGAGGAAAAGGAUCUAAACCAAAGCCAGUGAGAGGGGCUAAGGCCGAUGUCUUUGUUUUAUUUUUCGAUUGUUUGGGGUUUGUUUUUUUAAGUGAGUCUCUCCACAUCUGGAUGGAAAGAACCCAGGCUGACAAGAUGUUGAACGUCUAGAAAGAGAUAAGUAUUAAGAUCGAUCUAGCCCUCAUGAGCGUGGGGAAAGGCAGGGAAAGGAAGGCGGGAGAGGGGCCCGCUGGCCCUCUGGCUUACCUGUCUUCCCCUUAUUGGGGAAACAGGACUUACUUCUUUCAGUCAUAUCAUUCCUUAGAGUUUAGGGACCAAAGGACUAUUGCUUUUUAAGAAAAAAUAUAUCUAUAUAAAUAAAUUAAUUUUCAAAAACAAAACAAAAAGAGAAACAAAACAAGGUCAAGUACAGAAUCUCAGAAAAGCUGCAUUGAAAAAACCACAGACAAGGAUGGCUCUGGGAGAGGGGGAAGGUGGAACCUCCCUCACCCCCAAAGGCCUAUGGGUAGUAGGAGAGCUGAAGGGGCCUGGGAAAGGGGAGGCUGAGGGAAACUUUCUGCUGAGUAUUUCAUUCCCUGGUUACCCCCUCCCCUUUUUGCCCCUCACUUUUUAUGUGAAAUAAAGGACAUUGGACUUGUGUGCAAGUGAUAGAGGAGCCAUGGUAACAGUGACUCUCCCACAAAUGCAGUGUCAACCCCUCACCCCAAUAACCCUCCAAAGCCCAGUAAAUGGACCCUUUCUAUUCCCUGAGCCCUGGACCCCAAGUCCCAGCUUCCUGACUCCUCAGGACCCUGCUUCAUGACUCAUAUGAACACAAGCCUGGGAUCCUAAACUGGGCUACCCCUUGUUUCUUCCACUUGGCAUUUAUAGCCAGACUGGCACCAAUAGCCAGAUUGGCAACAUGGCCUUUGCCUUCUGGGUAAAGGGAGCUGACCCAGUUUUGUGGUGUGCACCAGUAAUAAUUCCUUCUUUUAUGCUUAUGCUUUGAGCUUACAUAUCCUUCUUAGUGCUACUCCCAUUACUCAGUAAUUCUAUAAUGACUUUAACCUCACCCAUAGACUAUUACCCCUAGCCUGCCUGGCACAUUGUGAGAAAGGGAGAACUGGCUGGAGGGAGGGACGGACAACACUUUGAUUCCAAUUUAAGUCAACAAACAUUUACUGAAUAUCUAUUAAUAUCGGCUAUGGGCAGAGCACUGUCCUAGGCACUGAGGGAGAGGCAAAGAGAAGACCCACUCCUGACUGUCAGAGUUAAUAAUAUUGUGAAAGAGUUUCUAAUCUAAUAGAACCUGAAAAGAAGCACAGUUGGGAAAGCUCCCUAAUCCUUAAGCAGGUUAAUAUCUGAAGGUUUCCACUCCCUCCCUCCCCCCACCACCCCAGGCACUUCAGUUCCAACUCCUCUACUACAGGGCCCAGAAAUGUGACUUUUUAAAAAUUAAAAAUAAAAAGGAGAAUUUGCUGUAUUGUUAGAAAGUACAGAAUCUAGCUGGUCAAAGAUGGAUAUUUGUCCAGGCCUAGGUGAGUCCAAAGGUGGUCCAAGUGGCAACCUCAGUUCCUCCGUCAUCUGCUGCUCUGACUCACUGACUAUGGGAGAAAUAAAAGUGCAGGGGAUGGGGAGAAUUCGGAAGGCUCUUCUUAGUCAUUCCCUUAUCAUAUGAAAGUUUCCUGAUUUAACAAAGUUUAUUCCUUCUCUGAUUCCAGAUCACUCACUAAAUCCCCUCCUCAGCUAAGGUAGGGAAAUAAGAAUGAGAUGGCAAGGAGGAUUUGACCAGGAAUAUCUGGCAAGCAGGUCUCAAGCUUUGCUUAGUUUAAGUAAUGUUUUUGUUCUUCUACUAUUGCUCUAAUGAAAGUUUUAAUGCUAACUUACCUUCGAGAUCAUAGCUCCCACCCUCCUUUUUAGGUGGCAAAGUUGAAGCUCAGAAGGGUGAAGCCCAUGCUCACACAAGUAACAAGGCAGGAUUUAAACCCAGCUUCUGGGCCAUCUCUUCUCUCCUAGGACCAAAAAAUAAGCCACAGUCUUAAGCUGGGCCAUGAAGCAUCUUGCCCAAUCCCAUCUGAGGACUGCAGCUCUGCCUCCUGAGUGUCUCACUUCCCUCCUUUGGCCUUAAUUUACUCCUGGCAGCUCUUCUCUCUGGCCCUCAGUUUGCCCACCUGUCAUAUAGGCUCAGAAUGUGUGAGAAGGGAUGCACCUCUGGCAAGUAAGGUUCUAUACCAUGUAUCUUGACGGGUAGGAAAAUAUAAUUUUCAUUAUUUAGGUUAUUUCAAAAUGGGAGUGCCAGAUUACAUGAAUCCAUAAAGGAAAUAAAUGUUUUGACAAAAUACUUUUUCAUUCCUCUAAAAAAAAAAAAGGCACCUCUCCUAUGCAACAGUGUCUCAUGGGUGCUUCUCUAUGGUGCUUUUAUACAGUGAGUUGCAGUAUGCAGCAGGUGCCAUUUGUUUGCUUAUAUAUGGCAGUGCACUGUAUGCUUACAUGCAGCAGGCGUGGUAUAUAGCUUAUAUGCAGCUGUGCCAUCUGUCCCUUCUCUAGAGCAGUGUAGUCUGCAGCUUAUGUACAGUGAGUGCCAUCUGUCUGCCUAUACGUGUGGUGCUGUCUGUCCGCUUACCGAAGUGGGACAUAGUAUACAGCUUAUGUACGACAGGUGCUACUGUCCGCUGACUUGGAGUGGGCGCUUUCAUGGGAGUAUAUUUAGCCCCAGUGCAGCCUCUUCCCUAGAAGGAUACUCCGCUCUCCCGGGCCAUCUGGCAUUCUGAACACUGAGCUUUGCCUGCUAGAGCUAGUUCCCCCUGAAAUGGAGCCCCCAAGGCAGUCUGCUUAGUCUGACAGCCGAGGUGUCAGGACGCGAGAUCCUUCUGAUCCCAAAUGUUGACAGGGCUGGACAACUGGCAGUGUAGAUGUCACGUCAAGCACAGAGAAGCCUGAUUGAGAGAACAGAGGGGCCUUUGGAGGAGAAGCAUCCCCAGGGUUCCCUUCCCCCAUUCUCCCAAGUUACAAAAGCUAAAGCUUAUUUUCCCUUACCUAUGGACCCUGGACUUUUCUUCAAAAAUCUUUCCCUUUUUCCACCAAAAAUACAAUUUUUUUCUGCCAAAAAAAAAAAAAAAAUUAUCCAGCUCUCUCUGUUAUCUUUCUCUUUUUCCCUUUUCUCUUUGUCUGUCUCUGUCUUUCUCUGUCUCUCUCCCUUACAUACACAUACAUGCACAACCCCUCUAUAGUUUCUCCAUAAUGCUGGAUCCCACAACCUUCACCUCAGUCCCUUCCUUCCCCCUGUUAUCACCAUUGUCACUGUUACGGGAAAUGAGAUUUCAUUCAUAACCUUGUUUGGCUUGGAAUACUGAGUCUGUACAAAUGCCCCAUCUCUAAUUGGGCCCUAAAAUGGGAGAACAGGGUAGGGCACAUGGCCCAGAGGAGAGAGCAGGGGACAACCCAAGGACUAUUUAGGGAGGAUAUAUGGAACCCCAGAAUCUCCAAUUUCUUUCAUAAUCAUUUUUAAUAGAUUUUCCCCCUUUUUCCACCUGCACUGUGGUCAUGAUUUUCCUCAGGGCAGGAGGAAAUCACUACAAAAUCAAAGCUGGAAUAAAAUUAGGGAAAGUAAAGGACAAUGCACUUGCUCAUACAUAUGGAUAAACUAGAAUCAUUGAAAUCAUGUCGCCUCUACCCCAAAACCUCUUCUUCAGGCUAACCAUCUCCAGUUCCUUUAACCAUUCCUCCUAUAACUUAAUUUUAAAUUCCUUUACCAAGAUAACCCACUCAGGACAAGCUCCAGCUUGUUAAUAUUUCUCUUAAAAUGUAACAUCUAUAACUAAACACAGUAUUCCAGAUUUGGUCUGACCAAGCACAAGUACAGAAAGAUGAUCACUUCUGUUUUCAACAUUAGACAAUCUGAACUCAGAUGUAACUUGAGAUCACACUAGCUUUUUUGGCAGUCAUUAUUGACAUAUUGAAUUUAUAGCCCAUGCAAAGCCCCUGUCAUGUCCCACCUGGUCCAUGCAAAUGAGACCAGGUGGCCAGGGACGAGUCCCUGCAUGAUAAAUGGAAGCAAGCUUAUUCUAGCUUCAGCCCUCUCUUUUGGCCUCAUCUCUUAUCUAAGAAUGGGAAAUCUGCCUGCUUAGUAUUGGAAUGUCCCCAGGCUGGGGUAGAAGCAAAAGACAUGGUCAGAGAUACAACCUUGUUUGCCAGAUAAACAAAGAUCAUCAUUCUUGGGCAGGGGUACAAAGGAGCUUUUGAUAACCAGGUAAAUAAACCACACCAUUAGAAAGAGUUGUAUUGAAAGAUCUUCUUAAGAUCCCUUUUUUUUAUUCUAGGCCCAUGCUUUCAGUCUACCUAAGAGAUAAUCAUUAUUUGCUCUCUUGUUAACCCAUACCACUUUCAAAUCUUUUUUACAUAAACAGCUAGACACACCCCCCCCCACAUUAGUAAAAACAGAACUUUGCAGGACCUUGCAUUUAUGUCAACAAAUGUAAUCUUAAUUUGGGCCCAACAUUCUAGCCUGUAGAGAUCUUUUUAUUGAUUCUGUCAUACAUUGUAUAGGUUCAUUUCAUCUGGAAACUUGAUUAAAAUGCCUUCUUUGUAUUCAGUCAGGUCUUGGAUAAAAAUGUCAAACUGGACAGAAGGCAUGUUCCUUUGCAAAUUGAUACUUAUCCAUUGACCAGUAAUUUUGGUUAUAGUUAGUUGUUCAUCCAACCAGAAAUCUACCUAAAAGUGCAACUGUCCACAAAUAUAUCUCAAAAAACUUUGUCAAAUGCCUUGCUGAAAUGUAGAUGCACUAUACUGAUGGUAUUUCCCUGAUUAUACCAGUCUAGAAACAGUUUAAAAAAAAAAAAAAAAAAAAAA